Tarenaya hassleriana is the source of this 939-nucleotide messenger RNA. Its product is annotated as cold shock domain-containing protein 4-like. Gene Ontology annotation, molecular function: zinc ion binding; nucleic acid binding. The record is from RefSeq and is a predicted model, not a curated record. NCBI's taxonomy places the organism in Eukaryota, Viridiplantae, Streptophyta, Magnoliopsida, Brassicales, Cleomaceae.
UGCGCGUAUAAACAGCGCUUGCCUCUCUUCGUGAAGGGCAGAGAGGGAGAGAGAGAGAUCUCAUCGGUAAAUUUCGAAGAGAGAGGGAGGGAUCGGAGAGGUGUUCAGAAUGAGCGGUGGAGACCGGCGGAGAGGGACGGUGAAGUGGUUCGACACCCAGAAGGGUUUCGGUUUCAUCACCCCUGACGACGGUGGCGACGAUCUCUUCGUUCAUCAGUCUUCCAUCAGAUCGGAGGGAUUCCGAAGCCUGGCUGCAGACGAGGUGGUCGAGUUCGAGGUCGAGAUCGACAACAACAAUCGCCCCAAGGCCGUCGACGUCUCAGCAGGUGGUCCUCCAGGCGGCAGCGGCGGUUACGGAGGUGGCGGAGGCCGAGGAGGCGGACGCGGGUACGGCGGCAGAGGAGGCCGAGGCAGCGGUGGCGACGGCGGGUGCUUCAAAUGCGGUGAGGCCGGCCACAUGGCGAGGGACUGCAGCCAGGGCGGGGAUGGCUACGGCGGUUACGGGGGCGGAGGCAGGUACGGAGGCGGUGGGGGCGGGAGCUGUUACAGCUGCGGAGAGUCGGGGCAUUUCGCCAGGGAUUGCCCAGGCGGCGGCCGUUGAAAGGGGCAUGACCCGUCAUUUGAAGGUGUUUCGUUAGCUGCUUUGUGUGUUUUCAUUGUAGGAAAACGGGUGUGGGGUUAUGGUUGCUUGUGGAGAAGAGUAAGAAGCUUUUUCAGUCUUUCAUGGGGAUUUUCUGGUGUACGUAGAGAGCUGUCGCUCGGUUUCACGUCUUCAUUCGCUGCCUUCUCUUUCAGUUAAAGCUAGUGCUCUGUUUCAAGUGUUCAUACACAUGGAUCAGCAUCACAUAUAUACAUACAUAUGUAUGUAUAGCUUCAUGUUUCAAGUGAAUCUAAAAAGAACAACCCAAGUCAUAAUUCAAACGGAAUAUUACUGUUCUU